This is a messenger RNA of Photinus pyralis (common eastern firefly), 2547 nucleotides long. Its product is annotated as putative inorganic phosphate cotransporter. The record is from RefSeq and is a predicted model, not a curated record. Bases 729 to 2243 code for a protein of 504 amino acids. The transcript has 8 exons. Gene Ontology annotation, molecular function: transmembrane transporter activity. NCBI's taxonomy places the organism in Eukaryota, Metazoa, Arthropoda, Insecta, Coleoptera, Lampyridae. Gene Ontology annotation, biological process: transmembrane transport; monoatomic anion transport. Gene Ontology annotation, cellular component: plasma membrane.
CUUCCUUUGUUCGGUUAAUGAAAUGUAACCGUUUCAAGUGACCACUGGUUGCGCAGUUUCUUCUUGGAUUCUGAUCCAAGAUUCAUUUCUGUUAUUUCGAUUGGAAUCAACCGCCCCAGACGAAUUUUCAUCCUAUUCCAACUUGGCCUCCAUGUAUUUUCCCAUCUUGUUUGCUUUAUAUUUUUCUUCCAAAGGUCCGAUAAGGGCUUAUCAUUAUCUCAGCGCGAUACCGCGACAUCGAGUCCCUUAAUCAUCGCAAAACUCGAUCAAAAACUGGCCAAGUGCGUCGCACUUUUUCGCCCCUUUUGAUUAACUCGCGACAAUGCGUGAUUGGGGCGGUUUCGAGGUCGAAUUACCAGUGAGCGGCGAAAGGUGAACGGGUUUCAUUGCGAAAACUGGCACGGUUUCCAAUAUUACUAUGCAAGUAAGUUCUCGCACUGCUCGGUCCUUGAAUAUUGAAACGCUCCCACCAUUACAUUAAUAUUCGCAAUAGCGCGAAAAAAACGGGGAGGAUUUCCGAAACGAUUACAGUGUCUAAAAGCUUGGGAGUGUGUUAUUUUCGUGUUCCGUUAUUUACUCAGAUAUCAUUAUCGUGUUACCACGUUAGGUUGAUACACAAGAGCUGCGAUUAUUUAUUUAAAAGUUAUUUAUUAUACAACGUUUAGACACGUAUCAAACACUAUCUAGUGAGACACGGUCGUUAGUACUUACUAGCCGCGCGUUCUGUGAUGGACAAUCACUUUUCCCCAAACACUCGAUUGGAAACAAAUAGUCUAAUAGCACACUAUCCUGUUCAACCAGAGUAUGGCGUUUUCGACGAUCAUAAUAAGGAAGAGCGAAGAUAUUCGAUCGUCUAUCAAAAGCCGAAUAAGUGGUUCGGAGUGCGACAUCUGCAGUGCAUCUUUUUGGCGUUGCUGCUCUGCAUCGGAUAUGGGAUGAGAGUGAACCUGUCCGUCGGAAUCGUGGCUAUGACGGAUCCUACCAUCAAUCCGGGAUUUAAAACGUACGACUGGCACGAUGAGAGCAUCAUACUGUCGUCCUUCUUUUGGGGCUACAUCCUGCCGCAAGUGGUCGCCGGUCAGGUCUCGAAGAACUACGGCGCGCGAUGGUUUUUAGUGGGCACAAUGACCGGUUGCUCCCUAUUCACCGCUCUCAUACCGGUAAUGGCCGAUUUGGGAUCCUGGGGAGUCAUGAUCUGCAGAAUCGUGCAAGGGUUUACGCAGGGAUUCUUCUAUCCGUGUGUGCACACAAUGCUGACCAAAUGGGCGCCUCUUCCCGAACGAUCGAGAUUGGGCGCUUUCGUUUUCGCAGGAGGUCCUUUGGGAUCGGUAAUCGCAAUGCCGCUCACUGGAUGGAUAUCGGGCAGCUCAUACGGGUGGCCGUUUGCCUUUUAUCUUUACGGCCUGCUUGGAUUUGUAUGGGCGGUUGGAUUCUCAAUAUUCGGAUCUAACAGUCCAUCGGAAACCGAAACGAUAACUCCCGAGGAGAAGCUCUACAUUGAGACCAGUUUGGGGGUCAAGACCGAACACUCAGAGAGAAUGCCCACGCCUUGGAAAGCCAUCUUUACAUCUCUACCAGUCUGGGCGAUUUUGGCGACUCACUGCGCGCAAAACUGGGGCUUUUGGACUUUACUCACGGAAAUGCCGACCUACAUGAAGAACGUAUUGAACUUCGACAUCAAAGCGAACGGCCUGCUUUCCGCCUGCCCUUACUUUACAAUGUGGGUGAUGAGCUUCAUCUUCAGCGGAUUCACCGAUUAUAUCAUAAACAAGGACUGCGUGUCGAUCGGUACCGGAAGAAAGAUAGCGAACAGUAUCGGCCUUUACAUUCCGGCGGCGGCGCUUAUAUUAUUGGGAACGUUGGACAGUGGCGUCAACAUGACCGGAAUGGUCAUAUCUCUGCUGAUAAUAGCGGUCGGUAGCAAUGCGGCCCAUAUGUGCGGCUAUCAAGUGAAUCACUUGGAUUUAUCGCCGACACAUGCGGGCACACUGAUGGGCAUCACUAAUGGAUUCUCGAAUAUUUUCUCGAUUUUGGGACCCCUUUUGGUCCAUUACGUCGUUGUGGAUAAGCACGACCCUAACCAAUGGAAGUUGGUAUUUCUAAUAGCAGGGGGAAUUUACAUUUUUGGCAAUACAUUUUACGUUCUCUUCGGAUCUGGAGACAUUCAACCGUGGGACACCUGCGAGGCUUACGAUGAUGAUGAUGACAUUGAAAAAAAUGAAAAAUCCGCCGACAAAAGCUAAUAACAAGAAGCAGCUGUGGUGUAAGAUAUAAAUUUCCGUAAAAGUACUCCGUUUCUGUUCUGGUUUCCAGUAUUCGAAGUACCUGUCUAGUAAAAUUAAGAAAAUUUUCGAUUGUGAUACAAGGCAACAUUGAGCUAUAUCUUUGGAACGCAGUGAUUAUGCGAGGCCAAAGUAAUGUCUAAUGCCUGCGCCGAGCUAACUUAUUUGUUUUUAGAACUACUUUUAUAGAUUUUAUUUAUUUGUCCACUAAGCUAAAUUAUUGUUAACUGUGAUCAUUAAGUAACAAAUAAAAGAAUACUCUAUA